Messenger RNA from Penicillium verhagenii, 1641 nucleotides. RefSeq names its product leucine-rich repeat domain-containing protein. The transcript has a single exon. The record is from RefSeq and is a predicted model, not a curated record. Bases 1 to 1641 code for a protein of 546 amino acids. Gene Ontology annotation, molecular function: protein binding. NCBI's taxonomy places the organism in Eukaryota, Fungi, Ascomycota, Eurotiomycetes, Eurotiales, Aspergillaceae.
AUGGACAACGAGAUCCCUCUUCCACCACCGCGGCGCAUCCGGCACCGAUCGCCCGCGCGUGCAAAUGCAAGCGGCUCCCCCUCCACCUCGCUUGCAUCGUCAUUUCGCAAAGCAGGUCGGCUUUCUCGCUUUGACGACCGCUCCAGCCAGCCAUCCAGUGACCCCGCACUAUUCUCAAGUGACGAUAUUCCUGCAUCGGGAUUGGAGAACUAUAAUGCACCGGCGAUGGGCGCGGGGCGGAAGAGGCGUUACCGGGGGACAUGGUGGGGGGAACAGAUGAUUGAUCCGAAGAGAAAAAGGGCAGAUUUUAAGGAGAAGCGGAAUUUUGAUAGUGGUGUUUGGAUGGGCAGUGAUGAAUCGGGUGUGGAAUCACUUUUACCGUCUGAAGAUGGUCCUUGGGGAGAAGACCUCCUAAAGACGGUGCUUGACCCGAAGGCCUCUGGAAAAUCUGCUCAGGGUCCCCUGCUGUUGCUUCCAAGUGAAAAGGCUACGUCGUCAAUUCUUCCCUUGCCUAUCUUGAAGGGCCCGAAUGAGUCCCAGGAACACCGGUUUGCAAGGUCUGUGGUUAACGAUUGUCUGGAGAAGGGAGAGGAUGUUGUUGAUCUUGGGUAUGAUUCUUCCUGUCAACCGAAUUCCCAAAAGAAAUCGCCUUUUCUCUGGUUAAAUAUUGACAAGGUGUCUAGAAAUAUCAACUUAAUGAGUAUCCCAUCAGGUCUGCUUCGACCUCUACACCAUCUGACGAAGCUGCCCUCCGUGGAAGUGGCUCCUCUAUCUGAGAAUAUCUAUUCUUCUUUGCAGCCUUUCCUCAGUAUCUACCUCCCGGGAAACUCCCUGAGUCAGCUCCAUCAUGAGUUGUUUGAGUUGAGUGGCUUAAAAGUCCUUAGCGUCAGGAACAACGAACUUGUCGAAAUCCCCUACGCAAUCCAGAAAUUGAAAGCAUUGGAGGUUCUGAACGUGUCUGUCAACAGACUCACUUAUCUGCCAUGGGAGCUUCUACAUAUAAUCAAACUUGGUGAACUGAAACACUUGACCGUGUAUCCGAAUCCGUUCCCUUCAAUCGAAGAAGCCACCGUCGCCAAAUGGCAUCGCGAGCCUGAAGAGAAGACCCAAGAUCAGCCUUAUGACGAAUACGAAUCAGAAGAAGAUGAAACCGCACCAAUCCUUGAAACCCCUCGGUUUGAUAAAUACGAAGGAUCCCCUGCACCUAGUGCCUGGACCGUCAUUCAUGUAGCUACAGGACCAACGACACGACUCGACACGGAAGGUCGACCCAUGGCGACCCCAGCCUCGAGAAUGAUCAUACCAUCAUCAGAGCGAAUUUCCGCCACCCCCUCUUUACGUGAAGUUGCACUCCGAGCCGUAUGCAAACUUCCAGAUCUUGAGCACGUCACCGAUGAAGAACUGGCAGAAUUUCCUACCAUGGUAAUCCCAUUGAUGCAGCGGGCCAAGAAGAUCCGUGCGGCAGGUGGUCAGCAAUGCUCUGUAUGCCACAAAGAGUACAUAAUUCCUCGAACAGAAUGGCUUGAGUGGUGGGAUUGUACUCCACAUGAGAACGGCCUGAAGCGAGCGCGGGCUUCAGGUGAAAAACUUCGUCCGUUACCUUUCAAACGAUAUGGCUGCAGUUGGUUCUGUGUUCCAUGA